UGGAAGUGGUUGGGACAAGUGUGUCAUAUAAACCCUGGAGUGGAGAUUACUUGCUGGGCUGCCCACCUUGGAGUGGGAGAUAACUAGUGACUAUCCCAUUUUAAGAUACAAUGUACUGUAUAUAGGUUUAUAUCCCACUCAGCAUCAAGAGGCGGGAAAAUUUGUUGUUAACCCCAGUCAUCGUGUGAGUGUUGACCAGUGUUGACCAGUGUUGAAGAGCCAAGUGGAUCCUAGUGGAGCCAACUGUACAUCCCAUUCAGGGUAACACCGUAUAUUUCAUCAGUAACUCAUCACCAUCACACUAUAUUGAUCAUGGAUGAAGAAACAACGUGGAUGGAGAACUCAACAUGGGCGGUGAUGGAGGCUGAGGAUCCCUUGCCACAGUGGGUAAUCAUUGUAGACAAAAUCCUCUUCUUCCUCCAGUCCUCCAACCUCGUCGUCCUCCUGCUGGGGAUGGGCGCCGCUACUGAUGUCAAAGAGAUCUGGCAUCACCUGCGGCGGCCGUGGGGUUGUAUGAUCGGUGUGGUGUGUCAGUUCGUGUUGCUACCAGCUGUGGGUUUUGGUCUCUGUAUCAUCUUCCAGCUACCACCCUACCAGGCCUUGGGCGUCCUCAUCCUCACCUGUAGUCCAGGAGGAGCCUUCUCAAACUUCUUCACCUACUGGGUGGAUGGAGACCUCGCCCUCAGCAUUAUGAUGACAGCCAUCUCGUCAAUGGUGGCGUUCGGUGCGAUGCCCCUGAACCUGUUCAUAUACACUCAGCGGUGGACGGCGCAGCAGCUGACAGUCCCCUACACAAACAUCCUCAAGAGCCUGGUGCUGGCGGUGGUGCCCUCUAUUGCUGGCAUGAUCAUUAGACGCAGGAGAAAGACCAUCGCUGAGAAGGUCAAGAUGGUGUGCGGAUUGAUUGGGUGGGGCUCGGUAGGGGUGGCCGCAGUGCUCAUCAUCGUCAGGUACAGGCAGGAACUCAUCAACGCUAACCCGGGUUUUGUCGGCGCUGCAGCCCUCGUUCCCUUCCUCGGCUUCGCUGUCGCUUACAUCGCCGCCAAGAUCGUCUGUUUCAGUCACAAGGUGUGCCGGACGGUGGCUAUCGAGACCGGGUGCCAAAACAUGUCGGUGGCACUCUCCAUUAUGUUCAUCUCCUUCACCGAUCGUCAGAUUCUUGGGAAGCUGGUGAUAUUCCCUAUCUUGUACGGGGUGUGCCAGCUAGCAGAGAUCUUCACAGGCAUUGCUAUUUUUCAUUUGUGGCGUUACACACAAAAGCGGAGAGGUGAUAACGAGAGCCCAGACGACCUGGUCAAGAUGGAACAACAACAGCUGGACCACAACAAGGAGGCUGAGGCUAAUGAUGAUGUUACCUACGUUGUCCGGACCAGUGUGCCUCUCCCAACACAUCUGAGUCAGCACCCUGAACAGAUGCCACUACAAUGUGACCCGGAACAAGAUGACCUCUCGCAGGAUGCGUCUAAAAAGAGCUUCAAGACACAACAAGAGUGAGGUGGUGUUAGCCAAGGACGCUGAGGAUGCCACUGACAGUCACAUAAAGACUGACUCCUUAUCCUCACACCUUGCUCUUGAUAACUUAAACUCAGAUUAUCACCCGCUUGUCUCUGAAGCCAGACACAAGCAAAUGUGUCUCGUUGACGAGGGUAUCAACAUCAAGCUGUUUUGGAUUCCCUAUCACAUGGGCAUCAGUCAGCAUCAUAAGGGCGAUGCCUUCGCUAAACUCGCAUCCAACAAAGACAAUGUUGAAUACAAUCUAGGACUGUCAAACAGAACCCUAAAAAUUGUAAUUAGGAAAUAACUUGAUGAAUUCGAAGCAAGUAGACAAGUGUAAACAGGCACUAGUCAAUCCACUGUUUACCAUGAUGAGAUGUAUCAAGUAAAACAUGUAUAUGGAGCAAGUAACAAGAUCACUAGAUGUUGUGACAGCUAGACUAAGGUUAGGAUAUAGGUACCUCUGGUAGGAUGUUUGGCAGUAAUGUCCUUCAAGCAUAUGUGAACAAAAUUAAAUGUAAAGUGUGUGUCCAAACAUACGGCCACACAUUCAAACACUACGCCUUAGACUGCGAAAAAAUAGAACCUUAUAGGGACAGACGCAAGUACAUUGUGUAUGCAAUGAAAAUAAAGUUGUCUCUGCUCGCAUUACGAUAGGAUACAGACCUACCUGUAAACACUGUAAUGCUAGCACCCUUCAACACUAUUGCCUUGACUGUCCCACUGUCAGGGACCUCCUACCACAGGACGAGUCACUAACCACUAUAUGUCACUACCUACAAAUUCAUAAUAAUUUAGAUUUAAUUAUUGUACGCUACCCACGCUUUGGUGGGUGAUAACUCCUAUUGUCCUUAAAUCUAUCAAUAUUGUCUCCAUAUCAUAAAUCAUAGCGUGUCCAGCGAGACACGAGUACCAAUGUAUUAGUGUCUGACCACAUGGUCUUGUGACUAGGUUUGUCACCCACUUGGGUGUAAUAAAUUAAAUAAUAAUGUAAGCAAUGACACAGCACUUUAUCUCUGAUGAUUAGAUAACAGAUAUACUAAGGCUGUAUCCACACUUCGCAUCUACUACCUGUCAAAAUUCUGUGUACCAACAAAAACAAACAAUGUAAUGAAAAUACUCUGUAACAUUCAGUGCCAUAAUAUCCUGACCACUGGGGUCUGAUAAACACUCUUUGUGGCCUCUACUUUUCAUCCUUUUGCGCUACCGCUCACAGACGCCAUCGCAGAUUAUAGGGUUAUUGAUAUUGCGUAGAACGUUUGCUGACACCCUGUCCUAAGGUUCUUAACUCAAAACACCUGAGUAUAUCAUAUGAUGCCACAUGAGUUUGAGUCAUAGUUCUCUACCCAAGGUGUAUGUGCCGUGAGUUAAUCAGUCCUUAAGCAGCCAUGAAACAGUUGAGAUACCAUGCCCCGCACUCAGAAAGGUCCCUCGGCACGGCAGUCUAUGUACAUAAUUCAGAGAAUACGUACACCCUGUUAAAAUACAGUCACAAGACCAUACUUCACCCUCACCCUAAGGUUAAGUGUGCAAAGCAGAGUGAAGACAUACCUAGUAUCCGAGUGGGAGUAAACCUGGACUCUGAGCAAAUAGCCGUGAAGUACAAUCGGAAACCAUAUUCUCUAGCCCGCCUGGGUCGGUGCUGGAGGUUAGUACAGUGUCCUUUCUGGACAG
Messenger RNA from Homarus americanus (American lobster), 3168 nucleotides. Its product is annotated as solute carrier family 10 member 6-like. Bases 313 to 1494 code for a protein of 393 amino acids. Gene Ontology annotation, biological process: bile acid and bile salt transport. Gene Ontology annotation, cellular component: membrane. The transcript is spliced from 9 exons. The record is from RefSeq and is a predicted model, not a curated record. Lineage: Eukaryota; Metazoa; Arthropoda; Malacostraca; Decapoda; Nephropidae. Gene Ontology annotation, molecular function: bile acid:sodium symporter activity.